CGUCGUCAAGCUUGUUUCCUGCUGAUCGGGGGGAGGAGGAGUCAUGCAGUCUCCUACCGGCAAUCCCAAAGGCGGCAGCCCGCCUGUAGAACCAGAGUCAGAUGAGUCGGACUACGAGUAUGAAUACGACGAGUCCGAGAGGGAGACAUUUUACAUCAACCUUGACCUCACGUCCUGCAAUGGCACGAUACGACCGCCGAGGCAGAGAUCUGCUGCCUCCUCAAAUUCCCUCGUCCCGUUAGUUGAUAUGACGACUUCGCAGCCAGGGUCUCCAGUUCCCCAUUCAAGCCCAAACCAGGGUCAAUCAACUGGAAUUGACCCAGAUCUGGAAAUGGAACUUCAAAAUCAAAUUCAAAUAAUGGAGUUACACUCACCUAAUCCUAUCGUGUCCUACCAAAAUCAGAUCUUUAGUUGUUCCUGGGCUGAUCAAAUUGGAACCGAUAUGAUGUUUUCACUGCCUGGCGAUGAAGACGAUACUCCCGCUCUGCGACAAAAUAGGGAUUUUGACUUAGUUUCCACGACGCGAGUGAAAAUCCUAGGUCAGAAAGCGCAUCUCAUAUCGGGUUCUAGCUCUAGCCAAGCUCAAAGAAUGCGCUCAGGAGGUUCUUCAACUGGACAAGCGCAAUUCCUAGAAUGCCUUAUGAGAGCAAAACGAGCCAAAGGUGAAGAGGAUAUUGUUCGAACAACUUUUCCUCAAGCGCAAAAGCGAAACCAAAAUAUUGAGGAAAGAUUGCAGGGUUGGGCUAGAACUGAAGGAAUGCUUGCUGAACUCGAGAACGUCAGCCAGCAGGCGCGGGCUGGCGACCCCGAAGCUAUGAAAAGACUAGGAGAGAUUUACGCACGAUUUGAUGCUGCUUCACGGAAGAAUGUUGGGCCAGAAACUCCUGCCACCAAUGCCCAAUCAUCGACACCGCUUGUCCAAGAGCAUCUACCCGGAGAUUCAGCGUUGACCUAAUAGCAUUGAAAGCGGAUAACAAUUGCUUGAUUCUUGGCUCCAAGAAAAUAAGUGAUUUGCCGCAUACCGGAAAACUGAACACCUUAUGUUUUACAAAUCGCAAUAACCGCCAUCGGUUCUCUCCUGGAAGACCUAAAUAUUCAUGCUUCACAACAUUUUCAUUAUGAAAAGCUAAUAUUUUGAUACACAAGGAAAGUAUGAUGAUUCUCAGGGAAUUAUGGGAGCCCCCAAACACCCGCUCCUUUCAAAAACAAAUAUAAACGUGUUGAAAGCAGACAUUAUAUCAGGUAUAUUCUCGAAGGAGCAAGCAAAACAAAGGAAAUUGAGCGAGCGGGUCUUGCCUGAAGAAGGUAACUCGAGGGUUCGCAAAGAAACCAAGGCUCUAAAAGGUUAUAUUCUAUAAUAGUCGCAGACGAAGAGAACGCGAGGAAAGAUAACAGGAUUAAGACCAGCUCAUGUCGAAAUUAAACUGUUCGGGUAUCGGGUUCAAAUUUUUAGCACAUCUUCCAGCCGGAUGCUCCGACUGGAGAUGGUGGAGGUGGCGGUGGCUGCUCAUAUUCAUCUCUAAA
Molecule: messenger RNA, 1524 nt
Organism: Coccidioides immitis RS
Lineage: Eukaryota; Fungi; Ascomycota; Eurotiomycetes; Onygenales; Onygenaceae
Exons: 2
Coding region: 44-955 (303 amino acids)
Source: RefSeq, a predicted model, not a curated record